UGUUUCGAGUUUUUUCCCGUGACUUUAACCACCCGUGGAUGGUGUCUAGUCACUCCGUGGUACGUCAGCCUAGCCGAAUGAAAAACGACGAAAAAUUCUGAUCUUCCUAUGUAAAUCUACGUCACCUCAGCCACGUUGUUCAUGUUUCAAGUGGUUACAUAUACGUAUAUUUAGAUUUUAGAUAUAUUCCAUAUGUAUACGUAUACAAACAUCGAAAUUUUUAAAUUUACUUGACAUUCAUUAAAAAAUUUACCAUAGCUUAAAAAAUAAAAUCUUGUCAAAAACUUUACUUAAUAUGAAUCUAAAAAACGUUAUACUGCAAAAUAUAAUUAUUUUUAUUACCGUAUUUAUUACGUUUAACAUCGAUUUUAUUCAAUGUCAAACUCGAAUUAAGCCGGGUCAAAAUUCUUUAUCCGAACGUGUACAACAAUUAACGGAAAUGGCUAUGAAAAAGCCUGUUUUUAAAUUUAAUGGAGCUAAAUUCAAAGAGUUUGUAAAAACACCACCGAGGAACUAUUCUAUUAUAGUUAUGUUUACAGCUAUGGCACCGCAGCGUAAAUGUCAAAUAUGCCAACAUGCUCAUGAGGAAUUUGUUAUAGUGGCUAAUUCAUUCCGAUACUCUCAAUUUUAUUCAAAUAAAUUAUUUUUUGCGACUGUAGAUUUUGAUGAAGGAUCAGAUGUUUUCCAAAUGAUGCGAUUGAAUACUGCACCUGUAUUUAUACAUUUUCCUGCAAAAGGGAAACCUAAAUCAGCCGAUACAAUGGACAUACAAAGAGUCGGAUUUAGUGCAGAAGCCAUAGCAAAAUGGAUUUCAGAACGUACCGAUAUUCAGAUCCGUGUGUUCAGGCCUCCUAAUUAUUCUGGCACAGUAGCAGUUAUAAUGUUAUUACUUUCAAUUGGAGGAUUCUUAUAUUUAAGGCGUAAUAAUUUAGACUUCAUUUACAAUAAAACCAUUUGGAGUUUAGGAGCUAUGUUUUUUACACUAACGAUGAUCUCCGGACAGAUGUGGAAUCAUAUUAGAGGUCCUCCUUUUAUUCACAAAGCACCAAAUGGAAAUGUUGUAUAUAUACACGGGUCUUCUCAAGGUCAAUUUGUUUUGGAGAGUUAUAUCGUGAUGAUUCUUAAUGGAGCUGUAAUUUUGGGUAUGAUUUUAAUGACAGAAGCUGCGUGUCGGAAAGGUGACAUAAAAAAGCGACGAAUUUUUGCAGUAAUUGGUUUAGGACUAGUAGCAGUAUUUUUCAGUCUUCUACUCUCUAUUUUCAGGAAUAAAGCACAAGCUUAUCCAUAUAGUCUUCUUUUCAAGUAAAUAGUGGAUUUUUUAUUUAAUUACAAUAUUCAAUUUUCAUUUGAAUAUGUACUGUCAUGUUUGUACUAAAAUUUUGGAAAUAGUAACUCAUUAACAUCAAAGUACUCGAUAUAAACCAUAGCUGUUAUAGAAGUUCAUAGUAAAUUAUACUAGUUUUUCAUUGUUUUGGCUUUGUAAGUUCUAAGAAUUUAUUAUUAUGAAUUGUUUAAUAAAAAUUAUAAAAUAUCUAUCAAAAA
Molecule: messenger RNA, 1542 nt
Organism: Cotesia glomerata
Lineage: Eukaryota; Metazoa; Arthropoda; Insecta; Hymenoptera; Braconidae
Gene: Ostgamma
Product: tumor suppressor candidate 3
Exons: 8
Coding region: 296-1306 (336 amino acids)
Cellular component (GO): oligosaccharyltransferase complex
Source: RefSeq, a predicted model, not a curated record